Molecule: messenger RNA, 330 nt
Organism: Naegleria lovaniensis
Lineage: Eukaryota; Heterolobosea; Eutetramitea; Acrasida; Naegleriidae
Exons: 1
Coding region: 1-330 (109 amino acids)
Source: RefSeq, a predicted model, not a curated record
AUGACGAGAAAUACGGCUCAAUAUUAUCUCAUGAUCAAAAGAAUUCAAAUUCUAGAGAAUUUGGAUGAGAGUGAACGUUAUGCAGUGGCUUCAGACAAUCAGCAAGAACUUUGCCCUAAAAUGUUGAAUCAAUUGCAAAAGCAUGUGGACUGUCGAAGAAUUCAUCUACAAUUUUCUUACCCUUCGUUUUACCAUGGAAUGAAUGGAUAUGCCCAUGACAUUGUCAUCAAUAAGGUCAAGAUGCAUUACUGGAUUUCAUCCAACACAAAAACAGCCAUAGAAUGCGUGAAAAUGAUUGUAGAUGUAUUGGUGGUGGACAAUGGAAUGUAG